GGGUGUCGCCCUCGGGAGGCGGGUCCGGCCGGGCCGGCUGCCCGAGACACGUGGACUCACCGGAGCGGGCCGCCCGGGGGGCGUGGCCGACGGUCCCCGGUGGGCGGGGGGGAGGCGGUGCGCGUGCGCGGCGGAGCGGGCGUGCGGGUCCGGCGGCGGGGCCGAGAGUAAGCGCCCGGGGGACGGUAGCUGGCAAGGCUCAGACGGGAGUGCUUCGCGACCGCGUCGGGGCUUGUCAGGGUACCGGUCACCAUGACAACCCUGCGGCUGCUCAGAGCUCCCUUCCUGUGUGUCCUGCUCUGGGCCUGUAGUGCCCCGGGUGCCAGGGCCCAUGAGCACGGGGCUGGCAGCCAGCAUGGCAGCGUGGGUUUGGACAAGAACACAGUGCACGACCAAGAGCAUAUCAUGGAACAUCUGGAAGGUGUCAUCGACAAACCAGAGAACGAGAUGUCCCCUCAGGAACUGCAGCUCCACUAUUUCAAAAUGCACGAUUACGAUGGCAACAAUUUGCUUGACGGCUUAGAACUCUCCACGGCCAUCACUCAUGUCCAUAAGGAGGAGGGGAGUGAGCAGGCGCCCGUCAUGAGCGAAGAUGAGCUGAUGAACAUCAUCGACGGCGUCCUGCGAGACGACGACAAGAACAAUGACGGCUACAUCGACUACGCCGAGUUCGCAAAGUCACUGCAGUAGAUGCGUGCGUUCGGCUCUCUAGUUAGAUGCGAAUGUGACCCUUGAUAAUGUGAUGGAGCGUGUCUGUAAUGCACACAACUCAUUUCCAUCUACUGCUACCACACUUGGGUAAGAUCCUGUGGCAGUUUGGUACACUGGGGUGGGAGGAAGCCAAAAGGAAUACCGAGAGGGGAAGUGAAUAAUGGGACAGGCCUCAGUCCCCAAGCGCUUUUCAACCUGUCGGACUAGUGCCGGAUGAGAAUCUUCCGAAGGGUGUUGGAUGUGAUUCCCAAGCUCUCAGGAACUUGACUGUCGAAUGCCACUCUACUCUCUUGAUGUUAAUUCAUGCUACCUGAAAAGUAAAGGCUGUAUGCUCUGCCAAGUGGACACUGCUCAGUAAC
Molecule: messenger RNA, 1070 nt
Organism: Peromyscus eremicus (cactus mouse)
Lineage: Eukaryota; Metazoa; Chordata; Mammalia; Rodentia; Cricetidae
Gene: Mcfd2
Product: multiple coagulation factor deficiency 2, ER cargo receptor complex subunit
Exons: 4
Coding region: 253-690 (145 amino acids)
Molecular function (GO): calcium ion binding
Source: RefSeq, a predicted model, not a curated record